AUCAGCUAAUGGGUGAUCAGCUUUGGAUCAACUUAUGGAUGAUAAUAAUGUCAACACAAUUGAUAACAAUUAGAUCCCAAUCGACGACUGCCUGAAACAGAUCCACAAAAACCUCACAAAGACAUAGACAUAGAGAGAGAGAGAGAGAGAGAGAGAGAGAGAGAUCUAAUUUCAAGAAGAAGUGUCAAAGAAGGAGAAGACAUAUAAAACUAUAUAUUUUUUUAAAAAUUUUAAUUUCAUCCAUAAGUUUGAAAAGUUUUAAAAAAUCGUGUUUUCAAUCGAGAGAUUACGUCCCACAAGAAGUGGUGAUAGUAGUGGUGGCCGAACAAGAAGAAUAAGAAGACAAACAUCUACGACAACAACAACACGUCGUAAAGUUGUAAUGUCUUCUUCUUCGGCAACAGUUGUCAACAAAAACAAGUCGUCGGUGUCAGUAGUAGUCGGCGGCAGCGGUGACGAUGACAAUGGCAACAAUACAACAACAACAACAACAACUAGAAGAGCUUCGGCAGCAACAGCUACGGCUGCCCUGGAAGUGACCGACAGCGACAUCGACGACGAAAUGGCCAAAGACAACAAUAACAUAUCGUCGGCGACGGUGGCCAGCGAUGCUGUUGGCGUCGACAACAGCGCCAACAACAACAACAACAGUAUCGAUGGCUUUGAUUUUGAUACUCCCGAAGAGUUUUUGUUAUACCAUUCCCGUACCGGUAAUCUAAAAGUAGUGGAAAAACUGAUACUAUUGGCUAAGAAAAGCGAAAUUGAUUUGGAUCUCAAUUGCAAAGGCAAACAAAAAAGUAAUUACGGCUGGAGUCCACUACAUUUGGCCGCCUAUUUCGGUCAUCUGAAUGUCGUCGAUGAACUACUCAACAAUAACUGCGAUGUGAAUAUAGUGAACGAAUCGGGCGAUACGGCCCUCCAUAAGGCCGCCUAUACGGGCCGUGAGGACAUAUGCGUACGGCUGGUGGCCGCCAAUGCCGACGUACUUAUUAUCAACGGCGACGGUCUGACGCCGCGCGAAUUGGCCCGCAAAGAGUCGGUCAAACGUAUACUGUUGGCGGCCGAAGAAGCGGAUGUCAAGCGCCGCGAGGAACGCUUUCUGAGCGCCGCCCGUAACGGCGAUAUCGAUACGAUGCGGUCGCUGUUGGCCGACACCAGCAAACCGUUGGACAUCAAUUGCAAAGACUUAUCGGGUAAUACAGCCCUACAUUGUUCAGCCUAUAGGGCACAGAAAGAGGUGGCCGUAUUCCUGCUCAAGCACGGCAUCGACGUAGCCGUCAAAAACAAUCGGGGACAGUUGGCCUCGGCGCUGGCACCGAACGUACAAAUCAAACAACUGUUACACGAAGUACAGCCGCUGAACGCACAGUUAGCCGCACUGAAACCGAAAUCGGUUGGCCGUUUCGAGGGACCACUGCUCAAAAAGGGCCGUUUUCUUGGCUGGCGACUGAUCUGGGCUGUCCUCGAGCGGGGAGUGUUUUCGUUUUUUGCCCGACGCGCCGACGCCAGUACCGGUACCCGUCGUAAGGGCUACCGGUAUCUGGAAAGUGCCAUAUGUGAGCCGUGCCUGGACGGAGGACCUCAAGAGGAAACCAAAUUUGUCAUCUAUUUUAGCGAUCGUUCCCGUGUACUGUUGUCGGUGCCGUCGGGCGGCGAAGCCGUACUCAGUUCGCCGGUAACUGUUGAACGCCAGAAAUGGCUGAACGCUAUCAACGAUCAUAUCUAUUACGGAACAAACUUUAUUAAACAAGGAAUGAGAUACGAUUGCGACUCGGAUGACGAAGAACUGCAAGAUUUGGUGCCAAACACCGGUAUACAGACACUGAUACAGACGGCCAAUGCUCACCAAUCGAUACUUGAGAGGCAUAUACGAGCCAUGCUUCAGCUAAACGAUGAUAUUGUUGCCACUGAAAGACAGUUGAGUCAGUGUAAUGGCAGCGGUGGCGGCGGUUCAGGUGCUGGCGGUGUCUGUGCCGGCGAUACAUCAAUCAACAGUUGUGAUCAGUCGUUCAACGAUUCCUAUAACCGAUUGGAUACCAGUGCCGCCGCUGUUAGUCUAUACUCGGAUCUCAUCGCUACUACGUUGCCAUCGAUUAAGUUUCACGUAAAUCUAAUACUAGAAUCGUCGGCCAAUGCUACCGGUGCUCUUAGCCAGUGUCUAACAGUGUUGACCCAUCAGGACGAGGUGAGACAAAUGCUACUAAAACAAGAACAAGAAAAAGUACGCGUUUUGGAGGACGCCCUGCACGUGCUGGCCCGCGAGCAUCACGACCUUGAACAAUCGUUGGCCACUAGUGUCAGUGUUGGCGGCGGUAUCGGCAGCGGCGGCGGCGGAAACAAUAAUAAUCACCAAUCGUUUGGUACGUGCUAUCAUUCGCCGCCCGCGCGCAGCCAAUCGCUGUGCGGAAUGUCCGAUACGACCACAAUCGGCGGCGAUGUCGACGAAUUUUUCGAUGCCUUCGACGACUAUCCCGACGACCAGUUGUCCGAAAAGACUAUAACACUGAGUAUUAACGGUGGCGCCGAUGAUGCGGACGAUAUCAACGACAGGACACCGGCCCUGGAAUCCUAUGCAACAACAACAGUGACCAGCGAUUAUAUGACACCCGUAGCCUCGAUGGCCGAUAUAUGUGCCGAAUUGCCAAGCGAUGGACAGUAUCGAGAUCGUCUACCAUCAGUGAUGGUCCCGCGCGAGGAGGUGUCUCUCUGGUCGAUACUCAAGCACUGUAUCGGCAAAGAGUUGUCCAAAAUUACGUUUCCCGUAGUUUUCAACGAACCCCUAAGCUUUUUGCAGCGUAUGACCGAAACCCUAGAGUACGCCCAUCUACUCAAUGAGGCCGACCAACUGGACGACCCUAUCGAGCGCAUGGAGUAUGUCUGUGCGUUUAUCGUGUCGUCCUAUUCAUCCAAUUGGUUGCGUCUAAACAAACCGUUCAAUCCGCUACUGGGCGAAACCUACGAGUACGACCUACCCGAACUGGGGCUACGUGUCCUGUUUGAACAGGUAUCCCAUCAUCCGCCCAUAUCGGCCUGGCAUGCCGAAAGCGAUCAUUUCAUAUUGCACGGUACGAUUAAUCCGAAAUUGAAAUUUUGGGGCAAAUCUAUUGAGGUAUCACCGGAGGGAACCAUUACGUUGAAGUUGAAAAACAAACCCGACGUCUAUACAUGGAAAUCGGUUAACUGUUGUGUACACAAUAUUAUUGUCGGCAAACUAUGGUUUGAACAGUAUGGCCUAAUGGAAGUGGUCAACCAGUCCAAUGGUAUGCGCACACAAUUGAACUUCAAGCCGGCCGGUUGGUUUGGCAAAGACCUGCACCGGUUCGAUGGAUUCAUCAAUUCACCAAACAAAGACAAGUUACGGUUCGUCUACGGCAAAUGGGCCGACUAUUUCAAGACUGCCGGCGCCGAUGAAUACGACGAAUACAUGCGCAUCAAUGCCAACAAGUUUCGCGUACCCGAUCGGCCGGCCGGCGAACAGCCGUCGACGCCGCGCAAAGUGUUCUCCAAACUCAAUAGUCUCACACGACAGCUGACUGGCGGCGGCGGCGGCGGCAGUCAAUCGAUGUCGUCGUCGGACGAUACGCCCGAUAACGGCUCUGGCAAUACUAAUAAUAAUAAUUCAUCGGCCGCUACCGGUGGCCAACAACAAACGGCCGAAAAUGGUGUAUCGAAUGGCGGCGGCGGCGGCGAAAUUCCCAAAAGUGAUUCCUCACAUUCGCUGGACAUUCCCAACUCGCGGCUACUAUGGCAGGCAAUCGCCCGACCCGAACAUUCGGCACAGUAUUAUCACUAUACACUGUUUUCGAUGUCGUUGAAUCAGCUACUGGACGAUCAUCGUCGCGGUAGUAAACGUUUGCCGCCAACCGAUAGCCGCUAUCGGCCCGACGUACGCAAACUGGAAGACGGAGAUCUUGAUAGUGCCGCCGUCGAGAAGAAUCGUUUAGAAGAAAAACAACGAGAAGUUAGACGACAGCGCAAAAAGUCUAAACAAGUUUGGCAGCCAUUAUGGUUUAAAGCCGAACAAAACAAGUAUACAAAAGAGGACGACUGGAUAUAUACCGGUCACUAUUGGGAAAGGGAUUGGAGUCGAUGUCCAGAAAUUUAUUGAAAUUUUAUUCGCAAUAUCUAUAUAUAUAUAUAGGAGUAGUAGUAUAUACCGUAAUAUUGUAAUAGUAGUAGUAGUAGUAUUAGU
This is a messenger RNA of Oppia nitens, 4192 nucleotides long. RefSeq names its product oxysterol-binding protein-related protein 1-like. The record is from RefSeq and is a predicted model, not a curated record. Gene Ontology annotation, molecular function: sterol binding; protein binding. NCBI's taxonomy places the organism in Eukaryota, Metazoa, Arthropoda, Arachnida, Sarcoptiformes, Oppiidae. The transcript is spliced from 10 exons. Gene Ontology annotation, cellular component: cytosol; membrane; intracellular membrane-bounded organelle. Bases 383 to 4108 code for a protein of 1241 amino acids.